Molecule: messenger RNA, 4015 nt
Organism: Monomorium pharaonis (pharaoh ant)
Lineage: Eukaryota; Metazoa; Arthropoda; Insecta; Hymenoptera; Formicidae
Product: neuroendocrine convertase 1
Exons: 15
Coding region: 257-2284 (675 amino acids)
Biological process (GO): protein processing
Cellular component (GO): Golgi membrane; trans-Golgi network
Molecular function (GO): serine-type endopeptidase activity
Source: RefSeq, a predicted model, not a curated record
CACUCGUGAUCCAAUAGCCGGAGCCGGCGAAUUCCGUCGCCAUUGUCCUUCCAGUCGCGUAGACGGUACGCGCACGGCAGAGAAAUCGCACGGGACUGUCAGAACUCGGGGUGGACAGUAUCACGAAGAAAGUGAUAAGAAAAAGAACGAUUUCUCGGAGUGACCACCGCGGAUGUGGCGGAAGUAUUAAUUGCACGAUCGCUAUUUAUUUGCUCCCACCUCCCUGCCCGCCUGUAUCUCAUCGGGGAAAAUUGCCAUGGCGGUCAGAGUGUGCGUGCACUUUAUUAUGCAGCUCGUCAUCGUCGCAUCUGCAUCUAAUUUCAUUGCCGACGUCAGCCUGGACGAUCGCGAGGAGUGGGUCGUCAGGAUACAAGGGGGAUCACAAGUAUCGUCGCUAUUAGCCGCUCAGUCCGGCUACAAGCACCACGGUCCGGUUCUUGGAUUCAAGGACACAUAUAUAUGGCUUAAGGAUGAUAAUCCGAGCCAGAAGAAAAGAGGAAAUAUUCGCUUAACGAAGGCUCUUAAUGCAAACUCUAAGAUUAUCUGGGCGGAUCAACAGAAAACCGUAAAACGACUUAAACGCGAUUACAUCUCGUUAGCCGAUUUGGAAUCUGAAAAACCUUUAAUGCGAGAAAAACGUCUACAAUUAAACUUAUACGGAGAUGCAUUAAAUACCAUUAGCAACGAAAAUCAUAAUGCUGUCCAUAAAUUACGGAUAUUCAAUGACGAACUUUGGAAUCAACAAUGGUAUCUGCAAGACACAAGGACGAAUAAAGCUUUGCCGAAGCUCGACUUAAACGUUCUGCCUCUCUAUCGACUGGGGAUAACUGGUCGUGGAGUAAGAAUUGCUGUUCUCGACGAUGGUUUAGAAUACACACAUGAUGAUCUACGGAACAAUUAUGAUGCGGCUAUUAGUUAUGACAUAAAUGAAGGCGACGAUGAUCCUUUUCCAAGAUACGAUAAAUCAGGGAUGAACGGUCACGGCACCAGGUGUGCCGGCGAGAUAGGAAUGGAGGCCAACAACCAAAAGUGUGGCGUCGGUGUCGCCUUCGAGGCAUCCAUCGGGGGCAUCAAGCUCCUCGAUGGUCUGGUGAAUGACCGCGUGGAAGGCGAAGCUCUAGGAUAUAGAUCCGAGCUUAUUGACAUCUACACGGCUUCCUGGGGACCAGCGGAUGAUGGAAAAAGUUUGGAGGCACCUGGGAGGCUUGCUCUCGAAGCACUCGAACGUGGCAUAACAGAGGGUCGUAAAGGCAAAGGUAACAUAUAUGUAUGGGCUUCUGGGAAUGGUGGCUCUAAAUCGGAUGACUGCGGAUGUGACGGGUACGUUGGAAGUAUAUACACAGUGGCUGUCGGAUCAGCCAGCCAAACCGGAAGAUUUCCUUGGUAUGGGGAAAGAUGUCCUGCUACUCUUGCCACGACGUACAGCAGCGGCGCGUAUAACGAUCAAAUGAUAGCAACAACGGAUCUACGAAACACCUGCACAACUAGGCACACGGGUACUUCAGCUUCUGCCCCAUUAGCCGCCGGAAUAUUGGCUCUCGCGCUGCAAGUAAACAACGACUUGACGUGGAGGGACAUUCAGCAUCUGAUAACUUGGUCAUCAGAAUACAAUCCUCUCAGCGAAAAUCCGGGCUGGUUUAAGAACGCGGCUGGAUUUUGGUUUAAUUCACGCUUCGGUUUCGGACUUAUGAACGCAUACGCGCUCGUAAAGGCGAGCUACAACUGGACGACAGUGCCGGAGAAGACUAUUUGCAAAGUGGAUAACGCAUACAUUGCCAAUAACAGACUGAUUUAUGGAAAUUCCAAGAAACUGCAAUUCGAUGCCGGUAAUGUUUGUCGGACAUCGGGGAGCGAGAUAAUAUUUUUGGAGCAUGUGGAAGUCGAGGUGAAUCUCGAGUACUCUCGUCGCGGUGCGCUGCAGAUGCGUUUGGCUGCGCCUUCAGGGACUACCGUUAAUAUUCUAAGUCCAAGGAAGCUAGAUAAUUCUAACGUUUUUAUAAAGUGGAAAUUCAUGUCCGUUGCGACGUGGGGCGAAGAUCCUCGAGGAACAUGGAUCCUGGAUAUAACCGACGAAGUAGGCCCGGAAUGGAAUAAUGGCACUGUUGGAAUAUUUACAUUAAUUCUGCAUGGUACUAUGCAAAUUCCGGUUUAUCGCCGGAACGGACCGCGAAUUUACAACGACGAUUACAAUCGAAUGCGCAAAACCUAUGACAUUUUGGAAUCAAAUUCAGUAGAAGAUGAAUACAAUCAAUAUCUCUCUCUCAAGUCGUUCCUUCCUGACUGAAGAUCAUAAUCUUCAUUUGUUUGCUUAUGCAUGCUCCACGAUAACUAAUGUCUUAGCAAAGGUACACUCGAUGGUUUGCCAUUGUCUCUCGAGAGCUGAUAAUCAAUUACAAAUUUGAUAUUGUUCUGGGUGAAUUGUUAAUCCAAGUCUUUGGCACAGAAAGCAGACACAGAACUCUUACAUCACAAUUACACACAACCAAUAUAUAAUGCAAGAAAUUAGUGCCAUCUAGUACAAGUGAUUAAAAAAGCUGUUAAGAUUAUAACAGUCAACUUUCUAGUUAUGUAAUUAUUAGUUAUGUAAAUAUUAAAUUAUUAAAACAAUUACAAACAUUUGAAUAAUUACCACCAAUAAUAAUUUGCUAAAACAUUCACAUUUAAUACUCACACGGGCUCAUGUCACGCUCAUGGCUCUUCUACACAAAUUAAUCAUGAUAUGCUUUACAGUUACAUCAAAUUUUUAUUUUGAGAGUAUGAUACGAAAGCAAAUUGCAAAUUUAUGAGAAUCUGCCUGCAUGUAUUAACAAAUGCAAGAUAAUUGAUUGCGAUGAUGCAGAUAUCUCAGUAUCGAUGAUAGUAUAAUUAAACAAAUUUUCUGCGAACAUGCCAGGGGGAAGAGUUCUUUGUAACAUUCUACGUGAUUACGCAUGUAUAAUUUGAAUACGUAAUUUGCCUUUCAUUCGUUACAACGCUGAGUGGAGCUCUCCUAUUUUUUUGUGUGCGGCUGUCUGGAUCAUUUAACAACAGACAUCGGCUGGAGUAAACAUUACUGAAAUUCGAGACGAUACAAAAUUAACGGAAUUAGACAAUAGCUCUUGCCUCUGUGCAUGCAGAGUUAUAAAUCAUGAGUUACAGGUGCACGUACCGGAACCAAAGUGGACUUGCAAAUCACAAGCAUAAACUUCUUCGCAAUUGCAUACGGCUAAGAUUUAGUAACGAACUUCAAACAAUAUAAUUACGCAUAAUUACUUCUCCGUUUUAAUUAACAUUUCACUAAGUGUGUUAUUUUUUUAGCUUUGAUACAUAAACGCUUUAUUCUCUUAAUCUCUUUCAUCGAAGAACAAGAAGAUCAAUCUGGAAAAUCAGCAAAUGUACAUCGUUAUUACAAACAUGAAAGGAAAAAUAUAUUUACCGUAAAAUUUUUCAAUUCGACUUUUUUAGGAAAUUUUGUUUCCGAGAAUAUUUGCUUUAGAUAUGCAGGCUCUUUUAUGCACCAUUCUAAGAAUCUACAUAUGCUCAGCUUUGCAAUCAUGAAACGUCGUAUAGAUGCAAAGAUAUUGAACAUUCCCUUUUGCACGCACCAGAGAUUACCAUAGAAGAAAAGAAAAAAAACAUUUGAAUUUACAAUCUGAAUUAUCUUUACAAUAGAUAACAUUUGUAUUCUACUUUGAAUAUUUCAGUUUAGUAGUACGAAACAUAUAUUAAAACAAAAUUAAAUAGUAAGUAUUUUGUUCUCUCUUGUCGACAAGAAGAAAAAAAAGAUAAAAGAUAUGUUAAAAUAUUAAAAUAUUACAACAAUAUAUAAUUUUGAUAUAUUCAUAAUAAUAGAAGUACGUAAAAUUUGCAGAUAUGAGAAAAAUUAAAAUAUUCUGUUUUCUCUAUUUUAAACUACAAGUAUGUAACUUUUAAUUCUAUGAAGAAUCGAAAAUUACCUUUUAUCAAAAUAAUGUUUAAUUAAUUAACAAUAUUUAAACAAUUCAUCAAAAUAAAGGAAAUAAAAGUUAUAAUUGCA